UUUUUUUUUUUUUUCCGGUGCUGGGGACCGAACCCAGGGCCUUGCGCUUGCUAGACAAGCGCUCUACCACUGAGCUAAAUCCCCAACCCCUCAGAGCGGUCUGUGCUCUUUUUCUUUCUUCUUCUUUUUUUUUUUUUUUUUUUUUUGGAGCUGGGGACCGAACCCAGGGCCUUGCAAGCGCUCUACCACUGAGCUAAAUCCCCAACCCGCAGUCUGUGCUCUUAACCGCUAAGCCAUCUCUCCAGGCCAUGCUUGUCUUUUAUUUUAUCCAUCUUACCACUGUGCUUUCUAUGUCUUUGGACAGUUUUUCUCCAGAGAUUCCCAGUAAUGGUCCUGGAAAGCCCCGAGAAAUGACAUCAUCCUUUCAGAAAACACACACCUAUUUGGCUCCUCAUUUCUUAUUUUUCUUCGGACACUCUAUCCUCUUGCCCUGUUUUUUGUCCAUAAUAGUAAGCCCAGUCCAAAAUGACCUCAUUCACUGUGCAUGCUCGAUAGUUACCUAUCCAACAGAACCACAGUUUUUAUUUAUCUAGCUCUUUCAGGUGCCUAUCAGUGUCUUAAGCACUUUACACACUUUCCCACAACUCAUAAGGUAGGCAUUUUUUUAGUAUUUUAUAGAUGAGGUACCUGCCGUUCACAGAGAUGAAGGGGCUUCCCUUGCAAAAGCAUCUCAUUUGCUAACAAACUCCCAGGACACCUGCUGUGGAAGCUCUCCAGGAAAGUGGAACACAGAGUCUUUGGGCUUUACCCUUGAUCAAUCAAUCAACGGUUUAACAAGAUUCCCAGGUGAUUCCUAACAAAGUUUAAAUCAUGGACAAAUUAAUUUUCUUAAGUAACACCUCUUACAGUAAGUAGAAACACACAGCUCUCUCCAGUAACCCCAGAAAACCAAUCAAGACCAGACUUUUCCCUGUUGGCUUGAUAAACAAGAAUCUACGUGGUUUUGGGACGCCCCCUCCCCACUUCUCCCCGCUACACCCCAAGAUAACCAUGGGCAUCUUUUCAUACAUGGCGCCUUUGAACUUUGAAGACUCUGAAGGGAAAAUACUCUGAAGGGGAGGAGUUAUAAGAUGGAACAGAAAACCCAGUGAUUAAGAGUGCCUGCCCAAAACAAACCUCGCCUUCUACCCUGAAGGAAAAUGGCACUCGCAAUAUAUGCAGUUCCGGUUGCGGAGCAACAGCCAAUAGGAGAUCCGAAUCACCGGAAGUAUCCGCCCCCAGCCCCUCCUUUGGGCUCCUCCCCGCUCUCCGGCGGACGAGACAGCCAGGGAACUGUGGCGGAGCAGUGGUUGCUGGGUGACAGUCGGGAGCUGGGACGGAAUGAGUGACCGCUGGCGGGUGGCGACGCCCGGGGUGACCUUCGAGCUCCGGACAGGCGCAGCGCGAGCGCCCUGACGGCAGGGCCGGGCAAGAACGACCGGCGGCCAGCCUGUGGGAAGGCCUGUCCAGGUAGGAAUCCAGCCGGCUGGGCAGGCUUACGGCCCACGCGGCUUCCUCUCCCCACGCACCUCCUCCGCGCCGUCAGUUCAGGAUUCUGGAGGGAGCCACCCUCCUGAUGACCUCGGCGCUACGUUUGCCGGCAUUAGUGUGUGAUCGUUUUUGGUGGCUUUUCAUGGGAGCUUCCAGAACUGAAGAUUGGGCCCCUCACAUGCUAGGUGCAUAAUGGCAGAAACCGUAUCUCCACUGAAGCACUUCGUGCUGGCAAAGAAGGCCAUCACUGCGAUCUUCGGCCAGUUACUGGAGUUUGUUACUGAGGGCUCACAUUUUGUUGAAGCAACAUACAGGAACCCGGAACUUGAUCGGAUAGCAACCGAGGAUGAUCUGGUGGAGAUACAGGGCUACAGAAACAAGCUCGCUGUCAUUGGGGAGGUGCUGUCUCGGAGGCAUAUGAAAGUGGCAUUUUUUGGCAGGACAAGUAGUGGCAAGAGCUCUGUCAUCAACGCAAUGCUGUGGGAUAAAGUCCUCCCCAGCGGGAUUGGUCACACAACCAACUGCUUCCUGAGUGUGGAGGGAACUGAUGGAGAUAAAGCCUACCUUAUGACCGAAGGGUCAGAUGAGAAGAAAAGCGUGAAGACUGUUAAUCAGCUGGCCCAUGCCCUCCAUAUGGAUAAAGACUUGAAAGCUGGUUGUCUUGUGCACGUAUUUUGGCCCAAAGCAAAAUGUGCCCUCUUGAGAGAUGACCUGGUUUUAGUAGACAGCCCAGGUACAGAUGUCACCACAGAGCUGGACAUCUGGAUUGAUAAGUUCUGCCUUGAUGCUGAUGUUUUUGUUUUGGUGGCAAACUCGGAAUCAACGCUGAUGAACACGGAGAAACAUUUUUUCCAUAAGGUGAAUGAGCGGCUCUCCAAGCCAAACAUUUUUAUCCUGAAUAAUCGUUGGGAUGCUUCUGCUUCAGAGCCAGAAUAUAUGGAGGAUGUGCGCAGACAGCACAUGGAAAGAUGUCUUCACUUCUUGGUAGAAGAGCUCAAGGUUGUGAGUCCUUUAGAAGCUCGGAAUCGGAUCUUUUUUGUUUCAGCCAAGGAAGUUCUCAACUCCAGAAUGAAUAAAGCCCAGGGGAUGCCAGAAGGUGGAGGGGCACUUGCAGAAGGAUUUCAGGCAAGAUUACAGGAGUUUCAAAAUUUUGAACAAACUUUUGAGGAGUGUAUCUCGCAGUCAGCAGUGAAAACAAAGUUUGAACAGCACACUAUCAGAGCUAAACAGAUACUAGACACUGUGAAAAACAUACUGGACUCAGUAAACGUGGCAGCAGCAGAGAAGAGGGUUUAUUCAAUGGAAGAGAGGGAAGACCAAAUCGACAGACUGGACUUUAUUCGAAACCAGAUGAACCUUUUAACAAUGGAUGUUAAGAAGAAGAUCAAGGAGGUCACGGAGGAGGUGGCAAACAAGGUUUCUUGUGCAAUGACAGAUGAGAUUUGUCGCCUGUCUGUUUUGGUUGAUGAGUUUUGUUCUGAGUUUCAUCCUACCCCCAGUGUGCUGAAAGUGUAUAAGAGUGAAUUAAAUAAGCACAUAGAAGAUGGCAUGGGAAGAAAUUUGGCUGAUCGGUGCACCAGUGAAGUCAAUGCCUCCAUUCUUCAAUCUCAGCAAGAAAUCAUUGAAAAUUUGAAGCCACUACUUCCAGCUGGUAUACAGAAUAAACUUCAUACAUUAAUCCCUUGCAAAAAGUUUGAUCUCAGCUAUGAUCUCAAUUGCCACAAGCUGUGUUCGGAUUUUCAAGAAGACAUUGUGUUUCGGUUUUCCCUGGGCUGGUCUUCCCUUGUACAUCGAUUCCUGGGUUCUACGAAUGCACAGAGGGUGCUGCUUGGGCUGUCAGAGCCUAUCUUUCAGGUCCCUAGAUCUUUAGCUUCAACUCCUACUGCUCCUUCUAACCCAGCAGCACCAGAUAAUGCAGCCCAGGAAGAGCUCAUGAUCACACUGAUCACAGGAUUGGCAUCCCUCACGUCUAGAACCUCCAUGGGCAUCAUAGUUGUUGGGGGCGUGAUUUGGAAAACAGUGGGCUGGAAACUCAUCUCUGUCACCUUAAGUAUGUAUGGAGCUUUGUACCUUUAUGAAAGACUGACUUGGACUACUCGUGCGAAAGAGAGAGCGUUUAAGCAGCAGUUUGUAAACUAUGCAACUGAAAAACUGCAGAUGAUUGUGAAGUUCACAAGUGCAAACUGCAGCCACCAAGUCCAGCAAGAAAUGGCCACCACUUUUGCUCGACUGUGCCAACAAGUUGAUGUUACUCAGAAACAUCUGGAAGAAGAAAUUGCUAGAUUAUCCAAAGAGAUUGACCAACUGGAGAAAAUACAAAACAAUUCAAAGCUCUUAAGAAAUAAAGCUGUUCAACUUGAACGUGAGCUGGAAAAUUUUUCGAAGCAGUUUCUCCACCAGAGCAGUGAAGAAUCCUAACAACAGAGGCACUGUAGGAGGACGCGGACUUGGAAGAUGGGAAGUGUUACUUUUAUGAGCCGACCUCAGUAAAAAUGACUGACUCUCAGUACCUAUGCCUUGCGGAGAUUGUGGUAAUGACCUGUCUCAGGGCUUGCACCGUUGGAAGUGUUGUGAUUGACUUAGCUUUAGUUUGGAGUAAAGACUGAGUUGUUCGGGUUAAAUGAUGAAUUCCUUUAGAAACAAUGGAACCUGCUUUGUGGCCCCUGAGGGUGGGUCCUGCAGCUCCUCACCAGGCUGUCUGUCUGUCUGCAGCUCUCAGUAGCUGCUUCCUGGCAUCCAGGAGUUAGAGACCUUUUCAUCCUCUUCCUCAGUGCUAGUUCUUGAUGCUUCUUUAAUGGGAAUAGUGACUUUGUCUAAAGCUGAUUUGUUCAAACCAGGGGUGUGGGCUGCACCUGGGGGUCCUACAGUUACUCUGUCCUCACAGCAAGGAUGUAACCACUACUGAACAGUUUUUACUUUCUUUUAUUCCCAUUAAAACUGAUGUGAAAUAGUAGCAAGGCCUGUCAUUAUAGCCACGCAUGAAGGAAGUGUCUGGGUCUGCUGUCCUGCUCUCUCUUUAGAAGCAUUUCAGCCUUGAGUCCUGCGAGGAGAACUUCUCUGCCUAAUGUGAAGUGGACGGUCUGAAGGGGUGAAAAUGGCCAGAGGGGGACAAGGCUGUGCUUGGGAUGUGGUGACAUCACCCACCAUGACAGUGGAUCCUUAGGAGGACUCUUACUGAGGCAUUGGGCCUGUCUCCAUUGGAAACUUUGAAUUACAAGAAUUUCCUUGGGCUCCAUUACAAAUUACCACUCUGGGUUAGUGGUUUAGGUUUAGGUUCAUGUAAAUGUCUGAUUGACAGUGGUAUGGAAAUACUUGUGAGUAGCAGGACAGGAUUAUUCUCUACCGCCACCCCCGGGGACACUGCAUUCCACUAUGGUGUCAAAGGUCAGCAUUUCGGGCUUCUUGAAAGCAGAGAAGUGGUUAGUAUGACUACAUUGAAGAGAGGGGCAAAGAGAUCCAGCAAACCGUCCACCUCCUUUCUUCCUGGAGCCUUUUCUCCUUUAGUCCUCAGCAUUUCUUUCCUACAGGUCUGUCCUCUCAAUAGGUACACCUCUUGUUGGUUGGUUGGUUAGUGUGAGACAGUGUUUCUCUACGUAGUGUUGGCUGGCCUGGAUGGAAUUUGUUCUGUAGAUCAGGCUGGCCUCAAUUGAGAGUUUCCUGACUCUGCCUCCUCAGUGCUGGGAUUAAAGGCGUGCCCAGCCCUAGAUGCACCUUAGUUUUAAAAUACUUGACCAUAGAGACGUUUCAGAAUUACUUAAUUCCUAUGCAGAUUGAGUGUUCAGUUGCAGUAUUCAAAUUUAAAUUCAACUGACUACCUUUUGCUUUUAUUGCUGAUUUUUAACACCCCCCACACCCCCCAACAGUACAGGCAACCAAGUGGGAUUGGCUGAAAAUUACAUGAAAAACUAGUAUCUAAAAUUGAGGUCUGCUAACCUAGGUUACAAAGUUAAUUAGCAAGCUACAGCUUGGUACUCUGGGUUAUCAACAUCACUUUUAACCGUGUAAGAAGUGUGGCUUAUCAAGCCUCAACACAGGUAUGGAAUCAAGUUGGGUCUGCAGCAAGCUUCAAGAAGCCGUGCAUUGCCGCCCUGUACUCUGAAUCUGUGGACCAGUGUCUGUGGUUCAGAGUGCUUUUCUUCCCUGGUUAAGAGCGUGGUUCCAGGUGAUGGAGGGAACACGUCCCGGUGCUGAGCCUGGAGUGUUGACAUGAGCAGCUCCUUUACCAGGCAAGAGUGACCUGUGGCUCGGGGCUCGGCAUCACAGACUGCAGUCAUGACUACUGCGCAUUAGUUGCAACACACAUACUUGAUGAUUUACUGUGUCUGUUUACAAUAUUUAUAAACUUUGUAUGAUCUUAAACUUUUACAAAACAUUUUUUAAGUAUGCAAGCUUCCAAGAUGAAAAUAAACGUAUCUGCCUAUUAGUUGAUAAAUGUA
Messenger RNA from Rattus norvegicus (Norway rat), 5906 nucleotides. It is a transcript of the gene Mfn1, whose product is annotated as mitofusin 1. Gene Ontology annotation, molecular function: GTPase activity; GTP binding. The record is from RefSeq and is a predicted model, not a curated record. Gene Ontology annotation, cellular component: membrane; mitochondrial outer membrane. Gene Ontology annotation, biological process: response to calcium ion; cellular response to dexamethasone stimulus; mitochondrion organization. NCBI's taxonomy places the organism in Eukaryota, Metazoa, Chordata, Mammalia, Rodentia, Muridae.